Messenger RNA from Macrosteles quadrilineatus (aster leafhopper), 417 nucleotides. RefSeq names its product enhancer of split m3 protein-like. NCBI's taxonomy places the organism in Eukaryota, Metazoa, Arthropoda, Insecta, Hemiptera, Cicadellidae. The record is from RefSeq and is a predicted model, not a curated record. The coding region runs from base 1 to 417 and encodes 138 amino acids. Gene Ontology annotation, cellular component: nucleus. Gene Ontology annotation, biological process: anterior/posterior pattern specification; regulation of transcription by RNA polymerase II; regulation of neurogenesis. Gene Ontology annotation, molecular function: protein dimerization activity; DNA-binding transcription factor activity, RNA polymerase II-specific; RNA polymerase II cis-regulatory region sequence-specific DNA binding. The transcript has 3 exons.
AUGGAAGUUACCUCCACCAGCAGAAAGAUAAGGAAACCACUGAUGGAGAAGAAGAGAAGAGCGAGAAUCAACGACAGUCUCAAUGAGCUGCGCAGGCUAUUGGCUGAGUCUUCUACUCAGGAAAGUGAAAAGGCUAAGGCUGCAAAACUUGAAAAGGCAGACAUUUUAGAACUAGCAGUAAAGCAUGUCCAGUACCUUCACGACAGACUUGGGCUGAGCGGACAGAAAGAGAAUAAACGAGAUGGAACUGAAGAGAGAGAUUCCCACGAAAACGAGACCAAGAGGACAGUUCUGCGGGAGAGUGUGAGGCUGACUAGACUUCCUAGUGGGGAGGUUGCAUUGAUCAUCUCUACAAGACCUUCCCCACACCUCCAAACACAACCUUCACAACCCAGACUCAUGUGGCGACCCUGGUGA